Cetraspora pellucida is the source of this 254-nucleotide messenger RNA. The record is from the annotation of a GenBank genome assembly. NCBI's taxonomy places the organism in Eukaryota, Fungi, Glomeromycota, Glomeromycetes, Diversisporales, Gigasporaceae.
AAGUUAAACCUACCAAUAUUGAAGAACUAUCUCAAUACUAUGAACACUCUUCUCAAUUUCUUAAAAGCAUUUUUCAAAAAUCCUAUAUUGACUUUCCUAAACAAGAAAAUGAGAACUGGCAACAACCCAAACUCAACUCCUCUCUAUUUUACAAAAACAGCAAGCAUGAAGUAUUUUUUGAUAAACAAAUCCCAACUUUAUUAUUUGACAAACUUGCAAGCAAUGCAGAAAACUCUGCUUGCAAUGCUAAUAAU